UGUGCGACCUGCAAGCGCGCGCGCGCUCGAGCUAGUCGUCCAAGGGGCCCGUUUCCCUUGCCGGUGGGCCAGGUGACCGCGUUCGAAUCCGUUUUAUCCGCUUGCAUCGAAUCCAACGCCACGGUCUCCAGCGGGCACGGCCAGUCGCACGUGCCACACGUGCUUAGCCGAAUUGACCCAGACACUUGGCACCCGCUCGGUGCAGCCACUAAUAAAGAGUCGGUGUUGGCGUGCGUGAAGCGAACGAAGGAAAGAAAGCAAGCAAAAAAAAAAGGCAACAACAACAAAAAGGAAAACACAAACCACCCCCAAAGGGGUGCAGACCGCGUUACUGCCGGUGCUCAAUACGAGCGUGUGUGUGUGUGUGUGUGUGGGUGUUUUUUUUUUAUUUCCAUUUCGUAUGUUUGGUCGAGUGCGCGCGUAAACACUACGAGAACAUCAUAUCAAUUAAUGUCACCCGCGCGGCCCACCGCGGACGCUCAUAAACGCGACAAAAAUUAAUGUGUUUUCAGUGGCGCACACUUGCUCGCCGAAACGAAAACAGUGCCCGCAGCCCGGUCCCUCUAUUUUGGCGUUCGCCAACUAGCAAAAAAAAAAGGGUUUGUGUAUGUGUGUGUGUGUGUAAUUUUGUAAGUGUGAUUACGUGGUAAAGUGCUUGAGUGUGUGUGUGUGUGUUUGUCUGUGGUUUGUGUUUCUAGAGCACGACGCGAUCGCUCGAGUGCAACGGAGUGAUACUCCUGCCCCGCAAGCUCAACGCUCAACUAUCAACUCAACCAUAACCUCAACAUCCUGGGGGAAAAACAAUCCCCUGCUCAGCGCCGUUUCCGCCACCCUGCCAUCCUGCCACCGUUGCCAGUGCCUCUCUGUGUGUGUGUGUGUGUUGAUGUAAAUUUGUGUGCAAAUCUCACGCAAUCAACACGCUCUGCAACCAAACAGCAGCCGAAGAAGCCGAACAGCAACAACCGCAACAACAACAACAACAACACCAACAACAGCAACAAAAACCAUCCCGCCCCACACUCACACAUGUACACGCACAGAAGCGAGCGCGAAUGACACCGGACGCCGGCCGUCAGCAUCCGAGCCACGGAGCAGCAGCAGCAGCCCGACCAUGGCCACCAUCUCCCUGAAGGGUAGCAAGACCUGGCCAUCGAUACUGCAGCGGAUCGACGCGAAGGGCCGCACGUACAGCUUCGUCGUGCCGACCAUCACUACCACCUCACCCACCCCGACGACUCCCGCGCUGCCUCCGACCCCGUGCCCCGAAGCGGCAAUUCACAGAGCUACCGCUCUCAGUUGUCGGCCGACGGAAGGACACGAGACGGCAACGGGGUGCGGUGUGGCGACAGGAACCACUUCCACCACCAUCACCAGCACCACCACCAGCACCACCAGCACCACCACGACAACAGCGACGCCAGCGACGACGAAUGGCGGUGCGGGCAUUAUCGCGAACGUGACCUGCAACGAGCACGGCUGCCUGUCCGGGCAGGCCGCCGCGAAAGCGUCCACCCUGCGCCGCCACUACUACCCGGAAGGGUCGUGGGGCUGGGUGGUGCUGGCGGUCGGCACACUGCAAGCCAUCCUCAACCACGGCGUGCAGCUGUCCGGGCCGCUCUAUCUGCUGCCGGCGGGCGAGCGUUUCCACCAGCCGGCCGUCAACAGUUGCGGAUGGCUGGGCGCGUUGUCGACCGCGGUGGCACUCUUCAUAUCACCCAUCACGAUCGCGGUAUGCAAGCGCAAAUCCACCCGGCUGACGGCUGUCAUCGGCGGGCUGGUGACCGCCCUCGGGUGCCUCUUCACCUCCUUCGCCUCCCAGUUCCACCAGCUGUUCUUCAGCUACGGUGCGGUCGUCGGUGUCGGCGUUGGGAUGACGCGCGACUGCUCCACCCUGAUGGUGGCGCAGUACUUCAAGAAGCGGCGCGAGUUCGUGGAGAUCUUCAUCGUGUCGGGCAGCGGGCUCGGCAUUGCCGUGAUGUCCGCCUUUAUCAAGUCGGCGAUCGAUGCGAUCGGGUGGCGGCUGGGGCUGCAGGCCGUCACCGGCACCGUGUUCAUCACGUUCAUCCUCGGCACCUGCUACCGGUCCGCGUCGCUCUACCAUCCGCAGCGCCGCGCGAUCCUGCACCUGAAGAACCAGAAGCGCAAGAUCAAGGACAAGAACAAGCACGACGACCGGCCGCCAUUCUUCGACUUUAGCACGCUGCGCAGCAAAACCGUGCGCAUACUGCUCGCCUCGACCGGCAUCGGCGCAUUCGGCAUCAACACACCCAUCUUCUACCUUGCGCACGAGGUGCAGAAGGACGGCAUCGGCGACAAGGUGAUGAUCCUGCAGAUCUAUCUCGGGCUAGCGUGGACGCUCGGCUGCACCGCGUUCGGGCUGCUGGUCGUGCGGAAUAGCGUCGAGUGCCGGAUCGCCCGGCAGUACCUCUGCCAGACGGCCAUCUUCAUGUGCGGCGUCUGCAUCCUGGCGCUCACCGCCGUCCACGGCAACUACCACGGCUACGUGAUGUUCGUGUGGAUCUACGGCAUCUUCUGCGGCGGCUACCACUACUCGCUGAAGAUGUACACGUACGAGAAGGUGCGGGCCCGCAACUUUGCCCGCGCCUGGGGCUUCGUCCAGUUCGCGCAAGCCAUCCCGAUUGCGCUCGGCGUGCCGAUCUCGGGCUACAUGAACGACAGCGGGUCCGGCACGGCCGGCUACUACUUUAGCUCGGGCUGUGCCAUCGUCGGCAGCGUGCUGAUGUUUCUGAUCGAUCUGCACCGGCGGUCGGUAUCACGCCACAAGCACACCAGGGCGAACGGUACACGCCAUCUGUGCGUCUCGGAAACGUGCCCGCAGCGCCGCAAACUCUCCUUCUCGCAGGAGCCGGACAACGAGCCGGGCAUCAUCACCGGCAACACGGCAAUGAUGAUCGGGCCGGAGCUGCUGAUACCGCCGCUGAGUGACGGCAUCGUGGAGCCGAUCAAUGGGCUCGACAAGCCGGAGCUGACCUGCAUCUCCGAGGAGGGUAUCGCCGACAUGGACCUGCCGGACAACCUGCUGGACGAUCUGGACUACGUCGGCGACUGCAUCACCUCGUGCAAUAAGGUGGAAAACUAUCUCAUGCUGAGCGAGUUCGAGAACAACCUCAGUGCCGAAGUUCCUAUCCUGCUGGACAAGCGGGGCCGCCGGCUGUCCCUCUCCAAAACGAAGGCCCUGCUCGGUGGGCACCUUGGUGCGGCCGGCGGCGGUACGCUGCUCGGCCACCAUCAUCCCGAGUGUCCGAUCGAGCACGGUGCCGGUGGUUUCGGGCCGCCGGGCACGACGCCAUCACCGACGAUGGGCCCGCCGGGUGACACGAACGGGCUCUCCCUGCUGCAUCCUCACCAGGGCCAGCAGCAGCAGCAGCACCACAACCAUCACCAUCACCAUCCGCACCAUCACCACCAUCACAGCCAUCAGCCGGUGAACGGUGAUCUCGCGAAGAAUCUGCCACCGCUCGCGACCAAGUCGGACGUCGCGCCACAGAACACGAUCGGCGGCGGUGGUGCCGGUGGCGGGGGGCGGACCGGUGGCGGCGAGGUGGGCAAACCGGCGGGUGGAGGAACCGGUACGGCGGCGGGCGCUGCCGCCACCGGCUCCAGCACGCUCCAGCCCCAGCAGCACUGCAGACUGAACAGCAAAUGGCGCCCGAGCCAGCAGGUCGGGUUUCUCAACAACCGCGUUAUAUCUGUGAUCGAUGAAGCCUCAGUUUAGCUACACAAGGACGGACACACAAAACUUGAGGUUGGGGAACAAGCAAACCUAGGGAUAGAGCUAAGAGAUAUAGAGGGCAGACCCGUAAGGAGCGCGCAUUAAAGCACAGUCGCCAGAGACGACAGAGAGUGCGUGUCUGACGUACACACACACCUCCAACACUUCCCCUAUUGUACAUAGAGCACUUACUCUGGUAGUUCGAUCGAUGUGUAAUCGCUAGGAGAGAUGCCUCACGCUUACGUUACUUAAUGCGUUACUCUUACUUAAUUUAUAAGCUUUAGAUGGAAAAAAAACAGAUGACUUAGCAGGGGAGGGUACUAGAAGAGUGUAGAGAACGAUUGACUGAUUUGUUGAUUUUAUGUUGUUUUUUAAUUUGUUUUUUUUUAUGUUAAAGUCCCUACUACGCAAUAGCCCUGAUCUGUGGGCUCCAAUUAGUUUUGUUUUUUUCUCUCUCUCCCCCCCCAUAUACUACCCUCACUCGUUCACCACGCACACUUCUCUUGCUCGAGAUUCGUGGUAUUAGACAAAAAAAGAUACUCCGCCUGUAUUAGUAGCUGCAAAGGUUUUCCUCUUUACAAUCACACUAGUGCACUCAACUCCCUCCCACACACACACCCCUUGAAGCAUCUUCAAACCUAUUUUCCACUGUAUUCCAAAGUAUCAGAUGCUAUAGAAUUGUAUUAGAAAGAAAAAAACAACCACCAACCCCCACUUAGUAGUACCGAUUGCGAGAGAUGCUGAAAGGGGCGCAAGAUUGCGGUGGAGUAAUUUACUAUACCCACAAAUAAAUAUGGAAGGAAAAGGAAAACAAUUUCUGUGACGAAACCCCCAGGAAACUUAACGCUGCCAAUCCAUCCUCUAUCUCUUACGCCAGGACAGGAGAUAAAUAAAAAACCCAGUGUAAGAUAUAAAUUGGAUAUACAACUAUACAUAUAUAUACUAGGCGUUUACAACACAGCAACAGCAACAAAAUACUACUACUACAGUGUGCAAAAUUAAAAUAGCACCAGCAUGUAUUUGACAAUAAUUGUGGAUUUACAUUGCCGAUUGAGAUUUUCAGAAGUUCAGAAUGUUAAAAUAACCUGUUCUACACCUUUCAAGCACAUCGCUUCAUUGUAUUGAUGGGAUAUUUUUCAAUUAUGUUGGAAUAUUCCUCAGCACAGAUGUGAAUUCAUGUGAUUCAGUUUCGAUUAGUUUUGACCAGAAAAGAAGUGUCAUUCAAAAAAGAAGCAAAAUCGAUUUUUUCCGUUAGCUAGCCAGCAUUUUGGUACCAGCAGACUGGUUUAAUCCAAAGGCUAAUAUGGUAGAGGUAUAUAAAGACCGUGAAGGUGGUUUAAAUAUCGGUUUAAACAGAUACUUGAGCCGGCAGGAUUGUGAAAAAUGUCAAAAACUUUUGACUCUCUGAGCAAAAAUAAUGUUUCAAUGCCGGAUAGUUGAAGAAUCAAUACAAAAGCAGUGUAUCAACUAACAGUUGCUUAUCAAAAUCGUUGUUGAGUACUAUUUCCGGUGUAGAAAAUAGUGGUUUAUCAAAUUCUGCAACAGCUUAAAACAUACAAUAGCAUAUAUACCAGCGUAAGCGAUUCUUGAUCGGGUUGAAGUCGUGCCAAUUUUUUGGAAUGUGUUUCUCUAUCAACAAAGACUGUGAAAAUGUUCUCUUUAUAGGUGAAAUUAACCUCUAACUUGAUGAUUACCAUGUGUGGCAACACUACAGAUGCGAUAAUCGCAAACACUAAUUUUUAAGUUGUGCCUGAGCUCUUAAAAUAUUGCAACAAUUUGUUAUUGCAGUGGACAAAGUUGUCGUUACAGGCAUGCACUCAAUUACUUAAGGCUGGAUUUCUGACAAAUAUUUUGAAAUGAUCAAGUGGUCAGUACGCCGUCCAGCUCUGACACCAGAUGAAACAUCAUUUGAUUACCCUUGGUUGUUGUUUUUUUAAAUGAAGAUAAAUAGCAGCUUAAGGAUGCUAAAAUCUCUUCUGUGUGGAACAUUUGGAAAAGAUCGAGUAUCACUCGCUGUAGCUUGUAUUAUAGCCAAUGAGCCAAUGAGGGAUUCAUUGAACUAAUUUGUAUCAAUAACAUGUUUUCAUUGCUAGAAUGUUCCUAGAAUCAAAAGUUUAUCAAAGUCUAACUGGCACUAUUUUUACAUCGCACUUGUCUUGGAUUGUAUGCUGAAACAUAAUUGAAAAAAGUCCCAUCAAUAUAUUGAAGCAAUGCGCUUGAAAGGUGUAAGGUUAUUUUUACAUUCUGAACCAAAGUAAAUCUCAAUCGGUAACGUAAAUCCCCAGCUAUUGCAACAACAAAAAAUACGGUGGUUCUAUUUUCAUUUCGCGCACUGUAUUACACUACUUGCGUAUACAAACUGUACGUCUGCGUUGGGGAGGCCGCUAGAAACCAACGAAGAAGCAGGCACAUAUUGGCCAUGGCAUCUCCUAGGUGUAGGUGUAGCAGGUGAACUACUGCAGCCGAAGAAGCAGAAGCAACAGCACACAUCUAGUAUUGACGAACUCUGCCAGCCAAUCUGGCGGGUAAACAAUUCAAGCAAGCAAAACAAUUCCCACUGCAGAGUUGGCAGCAGUGUGUCGAUGCGCCGAAAUACUGAACCGUAGUGUUUUAAUAAAAACUCCCUCAUAAAUGAAA
Messenger RNA from Anopheles arabiensis, 6370 nucleotides. Its product is annotated as monocarboxylate transporter 12-like. Gene Ontology annotation, molecular function: monocarboxylic acid transmembrane transporter activity. The coding region runs from base 1112 to 3736 and encodes 874 amino acids. Gene Ontology annotation, biological process: transmembrane transport. The record is from RefSeq and is a predicted model, not a curated record. NCBI's taxonomy places the organism in Eukaryota, Metazoa, Arthropoda, Insecta, Diptera, Culicidae. The transcript is spliced from 9 exons.